This is a messenger RNA of Cantharellus anzutake, 831 nucleotides long. Its product is annotated as kinase-like domain-containing protein. Lineage: Eukaryota; Fungi; Basidiomycota; Agaricomycetes; Cantharellales; Hydnaceae. The transcript is spliced from 6 exons. Gene Ontology annotation, biological process: regulation of cytokinesis; protein phosphorylation; mitotic spindle organization. Bases 1 to 831 code for a protein of 276 amino acids. Gene Ontology annotation, molecular function: protein kinase activity; ATP binding. The record is from RefSeq and is a predicted model, not a curated record. Gene Ontology annotation, cellular component: spindle pole centrosome; chromosome passenger complex; spindle midzone.
AUGCCUCACGCACUCCUCAACGAUGUUGAUUUGCAACCCACCCGACGUUGGAAUAUGUCAAUGUUUGGACUGGGUCAUGAACUUGGGAGAGGAAAGUUUGCCAGAGUCCAUGUCGCUCGUACCAAGUGCCCCUCAAUGUCAACACUCGCCUUGAAAGUCCUGUGCAAGUCUGAACUGGACCAAAAUGUCGAGGAACAAGUUCAAUGUGAAAUCAAAACCCACAAGAAUCUCGUCCACCCAAACAUCAUCUGCCUCUACGGCUCUUUCGACGAUAAGGUGCGAAUAUGUUUAGUGCUUGAGUUGGCUCCGAAAGGAACGUUGUUCGAUCGCGUUUUGGAAUGGCACCGUGUUCCGGAACAGAUGAGCAGUCAAUACAUUGCUCAACUAACAGAUGCGCUCGAAUAUUUGCAUGGCAAGCACAUCAUUUACUGCAACAUUGACUUGGAGAACAUCCUUGUCGAUGUUCAUGGACGGGUUAAGUUAGCGGACUUCAGUUAUAGCACUCAAACACGCAACCACCAAACAACUAUUUGCGGCACAACCGCUUAUUUGGCUCCCGAAAUGGUCGAAAAUCAACCAUACUUGGAGAAAGUAGAUCACUGGGCACUUGGUGUCCUUACUUAUCAAUUACUCACUGGUAAAUCUCCUUUCACGGGAAGGAACCCACCAAUACAUACAUAUCGAUGGAUUAUGGAGGUUGAUCUCUGGAUACCCAAUCAUGUUUCAUUGGACGCCUCCAACCUUAUCCAACGUUUGCUGUGCAAAAAUCCAGAGGAUAGACUCACUCUUAGUGAGGUCAAAAACCAUCGGUGGAUAUCACGAUACCAGUGA